This is a messenger RNA of Paramecium octaurelia, 1803 nucleotides long. NCBI's taxonomy places the organism in Eukaryota, Ciliophora, Oligohymenophorea, Peniculida, Parameciidae. The record is from the annotation of a GenBank genome assembly.
AUGCAAUCUCCUUUUAGAUUAUACUCUGCUCAAAGAACAUUCACUUGUAGAAAUAUGGAGAACAAAGCUUCCUUCUUCAUCUCCAAAAGUAUGUCUGUUAUCUAGUCUAAGAAAUCAAAUAAUCAAAAAAAUAACAAGAAAUUGAUAAUCUCAACGAAUAAUUAUUAAAAGUCAAGCAAUCCAAUAAUCAACUCAUCGAAGAAAACAAACAAUUGAAAUAGUAAAUAUUGCAUUUCCAGGUUUCCAUGCAUUCUUAUCUAGAAAUAAUUAAAUAAACAAGAAAAGUUACUCAUUUUGAAUACACAAACCAAGGCUGAAUCCAAACAAACUGAAUUAGAAUUUUAAGUUAGAAUGAAAACCGAAGAAGUAUAUAAUAAGCUCUAAUACCAAGACAUGUUCCAUUAUUGCAUAUCAAAAGCAAAUCAAGGAUUAUAAAGCAAGGGAAUUGUACAAUCAACAAUAGAUUGAAGAAUUAAAAAGAGACACAAGAAGAACAAAGUUACAAGAAUGCUAGGUUCACUAUUAUCCAUAUUCUUUAAGAUAGAAUGUAAAAUUAUCAAAGAAGAAUUCGAAAAAAUGAAAUUUAAAUAUUAGGCAUUAAUUCAUUAGAUGUAAUUUUAUAUUUAUUUACAAAUACAAUAGCCAAUUCAGUCAAAAAGAAGAAUUAUUGAAAGAUAAUAUUAAAAUUAGUUAAGAAUUACUUAUUUCUUAAUAGAAAAUCUAGGAAUUAGAAUUACAUAAUAAGAAAAUAUAACAAGAUUUACAUCAUUCUGAUUUUAAAAGAAUGCAAAGUGAAAAAUUAGUUUUUGAUAAAGAAAAAGAAUUGCAACUGAUACAAUUUGAAUAUAGCAAUCCAAAAAAAACAAUCAAUGACUUAAAUCGACAAUGGUAAAUGAGAUUAGAAAACCAAAAGCAACUCUACCAGCAAUUAGAAGAAGAAGUAAAACUACGAAAUGAGAAAAUCAACCUUUUAGAAAAAACACUAAAAGAAGACAAAACUGCCUAUUAACUUAAAGAGGCACACUACAAGAGAGAAAUCGAUAAUUUGAAUAUUUAGAUAGGAUAAUUUAAAGAAACUAUUCAACAUUUAGAAAAUCAGCAAAUAGCAGAACAAAGUUCAGAUGAACAAGAGUCUUUAUCUGAAAAAUCACUUCGGAAAGCAUCUCAAACUUAAUAAAAACAAAAAACCGUAGUGUUGAACAGAAAAAAGGUUUAAAAGGUGAGUUCAAAAGAGGUGGAGAUCAUAGGAAAGGAAUUAGCAUUGAAACUUUAACUUGCUUAAAUCCCAUUCUCAAAAUUAGACUCAUACCUUUAUUCUAAAUCCUCAAGAGGCAUAAUUAAUUUAAGUGAAAUCGAAGAAAUCCUUAAGCAAUCUCCGUUUGAUUUACCUGAUGACCAGGCUUUAUUAGUUGCGAGAUUUCUUGCUGAGCCUGAACAAGAGGAAUGGAUCUAUUAUGAUAAUUAUUAAACCAAUGAUGUUGUGAUUGUUAUUAGCAUCUUCAGAAAUCUGGUCAAACCUUUUGAACUGCUCAACCCUCAGUAUUACGAUACUAUACAUCAAGAAUUAAAAUAGAUUUUCAAACAGAACAAGAACAAGCUAACUGAUUACUUAAUGUUAAAUGGGGAUAAUUGUGAUCUAACUUAGUUUAAGAAGGCAUUUGAGUAUUGCGAUAUCCCAUUAACAUAAGAGUAAGUUUUUAUUUGAAAUUUAGAUAAGAAACCUAUAUUUCUAUAAGAAUGUAUGAAAAGUAUAGGAGAAUUGAGAAUUUAAAAUACUAAGAAAUAAUUGACUACUUCAAAUGA